GUCUUGAAGCCACUUCUAUGUUGGGCUCGACGAAAGGGGAUAAGGUUGUCAGCAUACCUGGACGAUCUGAUCUUCAUGGCCAAGUCGCGACAAGAAUCCCUUCGACACACAGAACAGAUUACUCAUCUGGGUUUCACCAUCGAGAGCAACAAGAUGUCACUCUCGCUACCCGGCAAGAAAGUUCGCUCGAUUCGCAGGACAGCUUACAACCUCCUGAAGAAGACAUCGGUCUCAUGGACAGCCUUGGCCCGCUCUGCGGGGAUAGCGCUCGCUAUAUCUCUAGGCAAUCAACAAGCACGCUUUCGCACGAGGCAUAUGGUAUCCCAGUUGAAUCUCUUUUGGCGUCAACACCAAUGUCCCUUGAAUCCGAAGAUCAAACAAGAACUCGUAUGGUGGACUACACAGCUCGCGAAAUGGAAUGGACAGCAUAUCCUGACACAUCAACCUACUACUCAAGUUUUUACGGAUGCCUCAAAUCAAGGCUGGGGCAUCGUUUCCAACCAACAUGGACAUCGAUGGAACGCCGCUUACAUAUCAACAUCAAAUAACUCUUAGUGGUUUGGAAGCUUCUGAAACACUUCUC
This is a messenger RNA of Rhizopus microsporus ATCC 52813, 583 nucleotides long. RefSeq lists its product as uncharacterized. The transcript is spliced from 2 exons. NCBI's taxonomy places the organism in Eukaryota, Fungi, Mucoromycota, Mucoromycetes, Mucorales, Rhizopodaceae. The record is from RefSeq and is a predicted model, not a curated record. Bases 18 to 548 code for a protein of 176 amino acids.